CAAAAUCUUCUCAAGACAUUGCCUCUGAAAAGGCAAGUACGGGAAGUGAAGAAGUAUUCACCCGCAGUAAGAUUUGCUAAAAAAGUGGUGAUCCAAAAUUCUUCAAAUUAUUCCAUUAAUCAGAUUCAAGAAUCAGCAAAUGUCAGUAGCGUUUGACAAAGAAGCGAUAAGCACAACUGGAGAAAAUUCUAAUCCUCCGAGUGAAAGCUCAGCUAACUAUGAACAGCCAGAUGAUACGCCAGAGGAACAUGUGGCAAAUGUGCAUCAGGACGAUGAUGGCUUUGAGAGUUUAAAUGGUAAUGUUUCUAGUGACAAUGACAAAGUGCAAGGAAAUAGAUUAGCAAGGCAAGGAGUGGUGCAACAAACUAAAGAUCACACAUUAUCCUGGUCGGAAGACAGUCCUAGUCAACAGGUUCCAGCAAGUCCACCAAAAUGCUCAGCACCCGACCCAUUAAAAAAUGAUGACAAUUUUACGGAUAAUAAGAGCAAAAUUCACAACAGUAUUGAGGAGAAAAAUGCGCCAUCAAAAAUAUUGGGCUCGAGAGAGGCGCGGCAGCAGUGUGAGAGCGAAGAGGAGGGCGAAUGCGAGGAAGCUACGACGCAUCAUCUCACAGAGGCAACAACUUCAGCUACAGAAUAUAUGGGAGUGACGACCAAUAGCGACGAUUGUAGUUACAGUUCAGAACUCGGGGAAUCUGAUUUGGCCAGCGAGACCAAUCUUAAUUAUGGAGAAUUUGUGGAGCACCCUGUCUCCUGGGAGUUCGAGUUGCCGCCUUCGAUAUUACUCAAUUCUACCUGCACAUCGUCUGAUCGUGUUUCGUGUACGAUUUGGACGCGGCGUGACAUCAAGAAAGCGGAAUUGUCAGUGCUGGACAUCAGUUCGGCGAUCAUCGCCAGAGUCGAAUCUAUGCCGGAGAGCAUGAAUUACUUUUACGGCGGUCUGAUACUUAGCAUCGCUCUAUGUUUGAUACCGUCGAUAAAACGAUUGAGCGAUCACAUGGGAUCGGAUAUUAAUAUUAGUAACGUGUCUGUCAGCCUAUUGCCGAGUGACAUGACUCAAGCGAACUUGGAAACUUACACCGAUAUUUUCUGCAAAAUAAUUGGCAUGGCGUUUGGAAGCACUUUCUCGGAACGAACACUUGUGCUUAUUUCGACGUUCGAGCGACUUAUGCUGUCGUGCUUUUUAUUCUUCUUGCUCGCAGUUGCGGAACGAACGUACAAACAGAGACUUUUGUACGCCAAGUUAUUUUCUCACUUAACGUCGUCUAGGCGUGCGCAAAAAUCCGAUCUGCCACAUUUUCGCUUGAACAAAGUGCGCAACAUAAAAACGUGGUUGAGCGUUAGAUCUUAUCUGAAACGAAGGGGGCCGCAACGAUCUGUAGACGUUAUUGUAUCGGCAGUAUUUAUCGUUACGAUAUUAUUGCUGUCAUUCGUAAGUCUCGAAUUGAUUAAAGAUCUUGAAAGCCUACACUCACGAUACAACGUUGAAGCAUUAUUUUGGAGCUUCUCGCUUGGGAUAUUUAUAUUACGAUUUAUGACACUAGGGACAAAAAUUAACAAGAAGUAUAGAAAUCUCUCAGUUUUAAUAACCGAACAAAUUAAUUUGUACCUGCAAAUUGAGCAAAAGCCGCAUAAGAAGGAAGAACUUAUGGUCGCGAACAGCGUAUUGAAAUUAGCAGCUGACUUGAUAAAGGAAUUGGAGAGUCCGUUCAAGAUCUCCGGGCUCUCAGCUAAUCCGUAUCUGUACACUAUUACUAAAGUAGUAUUGCUAUCGGCACUCUCAGGAAUACUCUCCGAAUUGCUCGGUUUCAAGCUCAAGCUAUAUAAAAUAAAAAUAAAAUGAAAUAACGUAAUGUGUUUAGGGUGCAAUUACAUGUCAUAUAUUAUCAUGCACAAUAAUGUAUGUCAUGUAUAUAUGUAUAUUAUCUGCCAGUUUCAGAUCGCCUAUUGAAUUUGAACUUAAUUUUUUUCUUAACAGUGCAUUCUGCACUUAUUGUUAGUAAAGGCGCUUUAGCUUAUUAAAUUUUGGGAAUAAGACAAAUCUUAUUUAUACCGGGUAGGCCAUUUUAAUGUCCCACCCCAAAUAUUUCAUUUCCUACGCCUUUU
Molecule: messenger RNA, 2106 nt
Organism: Nylanderia fulva
Lineage: Eukaryota; Metazoa; Arthropoda; Insecta; Hymenoptera; Formicidae
Source: RefSeq, a predicted model, not a curated record